GCGGCGGGGCCGGGAGGCAGCGCGCACGGACAUGCCCGCGCUGCCGGUGCUGCAGAGGUAGCCAGCCCCGCGGCCAGGUGCGCGCCACCCAUGCGGGAGCGCCGCUCCCGGCGCUAGGCUUCCUCCUCUCGGUGCCCGCCUCCCGCGCCGUGACCCUGCCCCCGGGCGGCGGCGGCGGCGCUGACUGCGGCUCCGCCCCGGGCUAUCUCCGCACCUGGGCCGCUCCCGCGGCCGCCGCCCUCCCUGCGGGGCUCAUGGCACAGCCGGCGGCGGACGCGUGUGCCUGCGCCGCGGCCGCGGGGAACGACGGCGGGGAGAUGAGCGGCAGGAAGGUGGCUCUCAUCACCGGCAUCACCGGCCAGGAUGGAUCGUAUUUGGCUGAGUUCCUGCUGGAAAAAGGCUAUGAGGUGCAUGGAAUCGUUCGUCGAUCUAGUUCUUUUAAUACAGGCCGGAUUGAACAUCUCUAUAAGAACCGACAGGCUCACACUGAAGGAAACAUGAAGCUGCACUACGGUGAUCUCACGGACAGCACCUGCCUGGUGAAGAUCAUUAAUGAAGUCAAGCCCACUGAGAUAUACAACCUGGGAGCUCAGAGCCAUGUCAAGAUUUCUUUCGACUUAGCAGAAUAUACUGCUGAUGUUGAUGGGGUUGGCACUUUACGGCUCUUAGAUGCUAUUAAGACCUGUGGCCUUAUCAACUCGGUGAAGUUCUACCAAGCCUCUACCAGUGAACUUUUUGGAAAAGUGCAAGAAAUCCCACAGAAGGAAACCACCCCUUUCUACCCAAGAUCGCCUUAUGGAGCGGCAAAAUUGUAUGCCUACUGGAUUGUGGUGAACUUCAGAGAGGCCUACAAUCUUUUUGCUGUGAACGGCAUUCUCUUCAAUCAUGAAAGUCCCAGGAGAGGAGCUAAUUUUGUUACUCGAAAAAUUAGCCGAUCCGUAGCUAAGAUUCACCUUGGACAGCUGGAAUGUUUCAGCCUGGGCAAUCUGGACGCUAAGAGAGACUGGGGCCAUGCCAGGGACUACGUUGAGGCUAUGUGGCUGAUGUUGCAAACGGAUGAGCCAGAAGACUUUGUCAUAGCCACUGGGGAGGUCCAUAGUGUCCGUGAAUUCGUGGAGAAGUCAUUUAGGCACAUCGGGAAAACCAUUGUGUGGGAAGGGAAGAAUGAAAAUGAAGUAGGACGGUGCAAAGAGACUGGCAAGAUUCAUGUGACAGUCAAUCACAAAUACUACAGGCCAACUGAAGUGGAUUUUCUUCAAGGAGACUGUACCAAAGCGAAACAAAAGCUGAACUGGAAGCCCAGGGUCACGUUUGAUGAGCUGGUGAGGGAGAUGGUGGAUGCUGAUGUGGAGCUCAUGAGGAACAACCCCAACGCCUGAGCCCGGCCCGGCCCGGCCCCACAGGACCGAGUCAGCCCCGCUGUCCCCUGGGGGCCCCCCCGGGAGGGGUUUAUUGCUGACCUGUCCCCGAUUAAAAAGCUGGUUAACCCCCUCCUCCCCGUGCCUGUCGGCCCAGGGGCAGCUCUGCGUCUUGGCUCAGCCAUGGGCAACUCUCGGCGGGGUGGAGGGGGUGACUCCUCUUGGCCCCUCACCAUACCUGAAGUAAGCAUCGGCGGGCAGCCCACUGAUUUCCUUUUGAUAAUUAAAACUCAUCUUUCUAUUACCUAGAA
Rhea pennata is the source of this 1669-nucleotide messenger RNA. RefSeq names its product GDP-mannose 4,6-dehydratase (gene GMDS). The coding region runs from base 255 to 1379 and encodes 374 amino acids. The record is from RefSeq and is a predicted model, not a curated record. Gene Ontology annotation, molecular function: GDP-mannose 4,6-dehydratase activity. Gene Ontology annotation, cellular component: cytoplasm. NCBI's taxonomy places the organism in Eukaryota, Metazoa, Chordata, Aves, Rheiformes, Rheidae. Gene Ontology annotation, biological process: GDP-mannose metabolic process. The transcript has 11 exons.